Molecule: messenger RNA, 471 nt
Organism: Desarmillaria tabescens
Lineage: Eukaryota; Fungi; Basidiomycota; Agaricomycetes; Agaricales; Physalacriaceae
Exons: 2
Coding region: 1-471 (156 amino acids)
Source: RefSeq, a predicted model, not a curated record
AUGUCACUGAAGAACAUCAUCCUGGCGCUCCCUACGCUAAUCACGAUAAUGCUCAGAGCUCAUAUCUUCUCUGCAUUUAUCUCCAAAGAGCCCAUCAGGUUCCCCUUCACUGCUUGGGUUGAGCUCUCCCUUCUGCUUCCCCUCUCUGCAUAUCAUCAAAUUGUCACAUGUCAUAGAUUCCUUGACCGUCUCCAGUUCCUGCAGCUGUCGGUCAAUGAUCACCCUAAUUUUAGCGGAAUUGUUGCCCUUACUGAAGCUAUAUCAGUAUUUUCCAUAGCUCCCCAAUUACGAGAGGUCCGCUGUGAGGAUCUUCAUAAUGCGUGUAACUUUUUCGUUUUCCCACCGAAUCAUGUCAAAAUAUUCUCCUCAAGGGUGGAUCACAAGGAGGUCCUCGCGUCUUUGGCUGUUAUGGAUCUGCUGAAAUCCAGAGAUGCGAGCACAAGGCGAGGAGUGGUGAUCAAAGUGAGGUAA